Messenger RNA from Dicrocoelium dendriticum, 492 nucleotides. The record is from the annotation of a GenBank genome assembly. NCBI's taxonomy places the organism in Eukaryota, Metazoa, Platyhelminthes, Trematoda, Plagiorchiida, Dicrocoeliidae.
AUGGGUGCCGUGGAUCAUUUUAUCUGGGUUCAUCCAGGAGAGGUAUUUUACUUUGAAGAUUCGAUCAAUGGAUCUAUCACUUUUGGAGCCUUCCUUGUGAAUCUUCGGAGCACGACAGCAUGCAUCAAAAUUACCUCCCCACGGACAACGCGAGGCUAUGUCCUGAGUGGUUCGGACGCACAGUUGCCGAAUGGAAAUGUGUAUGUCGCAGGUAACAAUCUGUACCAGCUAACACUGAGAUUAGUUUCGGUAGAACCAUUUUCUCCAACCUAUCAGUUGGAAGAAUUAAAGCAUAAAAUGUUACUACAAAAGAGAACAUUUUGUAAUGAACUACGUCCAAAGAUAAACCAAAUCAUGCACAAACCAGAUGCUGCAGCACCAGAUAGCGUGGAGCUAAUUUGCAGUCUGUAUACGACCGGACACAUUGUUGUAAACCAACGUCGGGAAAUACUCUCCGGCGAAGAUGCAACAAUUAAUUUCUCCGUAGCCACU